ACAGACCCUGAUUUCUUGAUUCUAUGGCCCACCCAUAUGUAUAAUCUGAAAACUUAGUGGUCAAUUUCUAAGUUGUAGAUAGUGUUUGCGUGGCUUAUGUAAAUUGGUUAAAGAUAAGCAGAUGGAUUGCCUUCAAUCUUCUGUUUCUUCUAGUGUACAAACACAAACAUCAGCAAAAAUUGGGGCAAUGAAUCAGAACCCAAACAUAAUAUCAUCACACACUAUUUCCAAAACAAAUUUUUGUUAGGCCCUUCAAUCUAUGGCUGCUCAUAGUGUCCCUUCCAAUUCAUUUCUCCUAAGCACUACACCAAACUCUAGGCUAUUACUGUCUAAAAAGCCAAGACAACUUACCGUCUUUGCUAAGAAUGCAGGGCCUUUUUCGUCUUUUCGUCUCAAGAAAUCGUCCGACGAUGAGCCAUCAUCUGAGAAUGAUGGGCAAGUUCAGAAUAACAAUCCUUUUUCUCAGUUUGAUUGGAGUAAGUUAUCAGAGGUUAAUGUGAAGUCAUUGAUCCCUGUAGUUAGUAACAACCCGUCUUUCAUGACUGCCGGUAGGCAGAAGGAUGCUAGAACGGUUUUUGUUGCUGGGGCUACCGGCCAGGCUGGUGCGCGCAUUACUCAGAAGCUCUUACGUGAAGGGUUUAAGGUCCGAGCUGGUGUGUCUGACCUUGGUGCUGCUCAAGAGUUGGCUCGUCUUGCCUCCGACUAUCAGAUCAUUUCCAAAGAAGAAUUAAAACGGUUGAAUGCAGUUGAAUCUACAUUCGACGAUGCAGAAUCAAUAGCGAAAGCAAUAGGGAAUGCAAGCAAGGUGGUUGUUACCAUUGGUUCAUUUGAGUCCGGCCCAAACAAAGAGGUCACUACAUCAGAUGCUCUACAGGUAGUUGAGGCAGCUCAGCUUGCUGGUGUUGGGCAUUUGGCAAUCAUCUACGACGAUUCACCAAUCGCCUCAACUAAUAAUGUAUUAGAUGGAAUAUCCUUAUUCUUCAACAACCUCUUUUCGCGGUCUCAGCCAUUAACGGUUCCUGAAUUAUUAGAAAGAGUCAUCCAAACUGAUGUCAGAUACACAUUCAUCAAAACUACAUUCACCGAGGAUUUUUCACCUGAGAGUUCGUACAAUGUUGUUGUAGCCGCUGAGGGUAGUACGGCUGGCACAAACGACUACAAAAUAGCAAGGUCACAGAUGGCUACUGUCAUUGCUGGUGUCUUCUCAAAUACUGAAAUAGCUGAAAAUAAGGUAGUAAAUGUGUAUACAAGUCCAUCAGCCCCAUCAAAGGCACUAGAUGAACUUUUCAGUGUAAUCCCUGAGGACAACAGAAGGAAAGAAUAUGCUGAAGCAAUAGUGAAAGCAAAAGCAGAAGAAGAAGCUAUAGAAGCUGCUGAGAAAGCGCGACAAGCAGCUGAGGCUAAGAAAGAGCUUGAACAAGAAAUGCAAAAGUUGGCAGAUCAAGAAGCACGAGCUACUGGUCAAGCUGAGAAGGCUAUGGAGAAGGCAGACAUAGGCGGAGCCUCAUUUGACAGCUUAUUAACCAAAGCAAAAGACAUCGGAACUGGAUUUUCUUGGGAUAAGAUCCAGUCUCAGCUUUCUAAUGCUGCUAAAACUCCCAAUUGGGAGGGCCUUAAAGUUCAGGUUGCUACUGUCAAAGGUCAAGCAAAAGCUCGGAAUUUGACUGCACAGGAAGCUGUAACCAAAAAGACUACUACAAAGCCAAAAAGUCGAGCCUCAAGAGCAAAAUCAGCUCCGGAAGAGGAAAAGCCUAAGCGUAAAGAGGCAAACGUGAAAGUAAGAAACAUUUUGGGUGGUCUUUUCAAGCAAGAAACAAUAUAUGUUGAUGACGCUUGAAGAUUAUUGCAAGAAAUGGUGCAAUGUGGUUAUAAUUAAUUCCAAUUGUGUAAUUUACAGUUUUAGUUUUCAUUGUUGUAUGUAUCAUUUGAAGAGAUGCAUGUCAUCAUGCUGUAUUUCUUUUUCUCCUCUUUCAACCCUCAUGAGGAUACUCCUUGAGACCCUGAUCAACAAAGAGAAGCAUUCUAUUUGUUAUCA
Molecule: messenger RNA, 2035 nt
Organism: Amaranthus tricolor (Joseph's coat)
Lineage: Eukaryota; Viridiplantae; Streptophyta; Magnoliopsida; Caryophyllales; Amaranthaceae
Product: protein PLASTID TRANSCRIPTIONALLY ACTIVE 16, chloroplastic
Exons: 5
Coding region: 260-1837 (525 amino acids)
Source: RefSeq, a predicted model, not a curated record